Molecule: messenger RNA, 3525 nt
Organism: Coffea arabica (coffee)
Lineage: Eukaryota; Viridiplantae; Streptophyta; Magnoliopsida; Gentianales; Rubiaceae
Source: RefSeq, a predicted model, not a curated record
GGGGAAAAUGGGGUCGAGAGUUCUGACAGUGGCACAAGAUGGGAGUGGUGAUUUCAAGACGGUGCAGGAGGCCAUUGGUGCUGUUCCUUUGGGCAAUACUUGUCGAACUGUGAUUCGGGUGUCUCCCGGUGUAUACAAGCAGCCGGUGUACAUACCCAAGACCAAGAACUUCAUUACUCUCGCCGGUUUCCGUCCUGAAAUUACUGUGCUCACCUGGCACAACACUGCCUCCUCUAUUUCACACCAUGAGGGAUCACGAGUUAUCGGAACAGGGACGUUUGGAUGUGGAAGUACCAUUGUGGAAGGAGAGGACUUUAUUGCUGAGAAUAUCACCUUUGAGAAUUCUGCUCCUAAAUCCUUGCUUUCCCUUGUAGGGCUCUGGUCAAGCUGUGGCACUUCGAGUGACUGCCGAUCGCUGUGCAUUUUACAAUUGCAGAUUCCUUGGCUGGCAGGACACACUGUAUCUGCAUUAUGGGAAGCAAUAUUUGAAGGAUUGCUAUAUUGAAGGAAGCGUGGACUUCAUUUUUGGUAAUAGCACAGCUCUUUUGGAGCAUUGUCAUAUUCACUGCAAAUCAGCUGGAUUUAUAACUGCACAAAGCCGAAAAUCUUCCCAAGAGACAACUGGCUAUAUAUUCUUAAGGUGUGUCAUUACUGGCAAUGGCGAGACAGCAUACACAUGUCUUGGAAGACCGUGGGGACCUUUUGGGAGGGUUGUAUAUGCAUACACUUAUAUGGAUGCUUGCAUUAAGCAUUGUGGCUGGGAUAACUGGGGCAAGACAGAAAAUGAAAGAUGUGCUUGCUUUUACGAGUACAGGUGUUUUGGGCCAGGUAGUUGCUCCUCCAAACGUGUCACAUGGGCUAGGGAUCUCUUGGAAGAAGAAGCUGAACAGUUCAUAAUGCAUAGUUUUAUCGAUCCAGAUCCAGAAAGGCCUUGGCUGGCUCAAAGAAUGGCUCUACGGAUACCCUACUCUGCUUAGGACAAUGUAAGAAGCUGGCUGACUCAGAAACGAAGAUAUAUGGUUUGUAAGCAGAAAAAAGACUACCUCGCCCUACUCAAUAAAUUGUUAGUUUGCCGUUUCAACCUCUUCGGUGAUUACAACUUCAGGUUACACGGAAAUGUACUAGAUCAUUUGCAUUUGCGACCAGACCAGAUAUCUACUCUUAUGCUUUUGGUGCUUUUUAACUACUUUAUGGUUAUGUGCCUCUGUCGUACUUAAUUUCUGUGGUAUUAACUGCUAAGAUAUUUGUAUGUAUUUGAUCUUGCUUUUCUAGUGUAAUGCAUAAUGCUGAUGUAGUUCUCUUUCUUUUUUCUUUUUUUUUUUUCUGGGAGGUAGAAGCUUUUUUUAUCAUGCGUCUCGUUAAUGACAGCAGACUGCAUGAGUAAUGAUUUAGAGCCGGCUCGAUGGCUCUGCCUUGUGGAUGGUUGCGAGAAUGCAAUUUCUGCUCUUGUGUUUGAUUUAUGUUUGUUAGUGCAGGACCACCACUCUCGUGAGAAUAAAAGUGUGACUUGAGAGGGAAAGAAAGAUACGAGGGUAGCGUGGGCCUGAAACUCAUAUCCCAAAUUGAGGGGCAAUAAAUCUCAAUUAGUCUUAGGGUGCGUUUGGUAUCCCAUAGAAUUGGGGUUUAGAAUUGGAAUUGGAACCCCAAUUCUAAUUCUUGUGUUUGGACGCUGCAUUUUCCAUAGAAUCAGCAUUGAAUUCUAAUUCCAAGAGGUUCCAAUUCCACAAUCUUAAUUCUUUGCGGACCAAAAGAAUUCUAAUUCCAAUUCCACAGCUGAAUUCCUAAUCGGGUCGACACGUGGGUCUUCUUCUGGUAAAAACUCAAAAAUGGGUCAACAACAAAACGGAUGGAAAAAACACAAAUCUCUCUCCUUCCCUUUGAAUUAUCGAUGGCCAUAUCAGAAGCUCUGAUGGAGCAUUCUUCGUCGUCGCCGCCGCCGCCUCCUCCUCCAAUUACGCUGAGAUAGAGGCACUUUUGCUGCCGCCUCCACCCCUCCAUGCCCCACUCCCUGCCUUUUGCACAACUCAAGUUGAAAUUUUGGGGUUCCAAUUAGUUUCUAUCAGUCUUCAUUGAUAAAUCUCAAGGCCCUGCCGCCAUUGAUUACCAAAUUUGGAUAUUGACAUGGAUAAAGAAGGAGACGAGCAAAAAGCAAAAAAGAGAAAAGUGGUAGUUGCAAAUUAUAUGGUAACAAUAGCUACAUUAGUAGUUUGGUGGCAUGAGAAACAUAUAGUAAAGGAGCCUUACUUGGACUUUAAAGUAGCACGUGAAAUAUAUCUAAGGCGUCUUUAUUAUGGAAACAAUAGAGUUUGUGUAGAGCAACUUAGACUCAAUAAACAUUGUUUUACUGUUUUAUGUACAAAUUUAAGAGAGCAUUGUGGGUUGAGGGAUACUAGAAAUAUUACUGUUGAAGAAGCAGUUGCAAUGUUUCUCUAUGUUCUUGCUCAUAACUUUAAGAAUCGCACUGUCAAUUUUAAUUUCAUAAGAUCAGGUGAGACAGUUAGUCGAUACUUUAAUAUAGUUCUAUGUGCUAUCAUAAAAUUGGGGAGACACUAUCUUAUCCAGCCUGAAACGGAAAUGGAAGGUUACGAGCAUGAAAAGUGGGAAUGGUUUCAGGAUUGUCUUGGAGCGUUAGACGGUACUUAUGUUAAAGUACAUGUUCUUCUUAGAGAUCAAGGAAGAUAUAGGAAUAGGAAGAAUGAGAUAGCAACAAAUGUUUUAGGUGUAUGCUCCCGUGACAUGAGAUUUACAUAUGUAUUGCCUGGAUGGGAAGGUUCUGCAGCAGAUAGUAGAGUUCUACGGGAUGCGUUAGUUAGAUCAGAUCCAUUAAUUGUUCCCAAGGGCAAGUACUUUCUUGUUGAUGCGGGUUAUGCAAAUAGCUCCGGUUUCUUAGCUCCAUAUAGGGGAGUUAGAUAUCAUCUUAGCGAGUGGUCUGCUAGUGGGAGGAAGCCUCAAAAUUUUAAAGAGUUAUUCAACCUUCGACAUUCAAUUGCUCGAAAUGUGAUUGAAAGGACAUUUGGUUUGUUCAAGAAGCGGUGGGCCAUUUUGAGAGAUGCAUCUUUUUUUGAUGUUAAGACUCAUGUCAUGAUAAUUAAUGCAUGUGCCAUCCUUCAUAAUCUUAUUCGAGUAGAACAACCAAAUGACCCUUACUUGGAUGAAGUUGAUGCUGAGAUGCGAAGAGUACAACAUGAGGUUGAUGAUGAAGAUGAAAUGGAAGAUGAAGAUGAAGAAAAUGGAAUGGAAGAUGAUGGUCCAAAUAAUGAUGGUUGUGUAAAUGCUGUUAACGAGAAUCGAAUUCGAACAGUACAACCAACUAGCGAGUGGACACAAUUUAGGAAUGCUUUAGCACGAGCAAUGUUUAUUGACUAUCAAAUUAGACAAGGCCAUCAUGGAAGUUGAAAUGCUUUUCUUUCUCUUUUUUUUUUUUUGGCUAAAAACACUUUGUUUGCGUAUUCAUGUAUUGAAAUUUCUUGUAAGGUACAAAACUCAAAUAUUUAUAAUAGGUACAAGUUAUGACUUUCCUCCCAA